CUGACUUCCGACUCAGUACUACUGCUAUCUAAUGUCUAUCCUUCGAUUCUCAGCUUGAAUAAGGAUCGAGAAACGUACCAAGAUCCCCCAUUGUGUCCGGCCAUCGAAUGUCACACCUGGUCAAUUCGAGCAUCAUGGGAACAGAACAAGAAGUACUGGUGGUCGGUAUCGGCGACUUGGAUGACGGCCAUCGUAGCGUUUCCUUCAACCAGUCUGCUUCAGCUAUGACUUUCCAGAUGAUGCUCGAAUCAGCCAACCUUAUGUCCUUGCCGAUCGAGAUUGCAUGGGCAGUACUUUCUCAGCUUCACCCAGCGGAUUUGGUUCGCCUGUGUCGUACAGCCAAAGCCUUCCGCGAUAUGUUGAUUUCGGACUCCAGCGAAUCUAUCAAGAUUUGGAAGGCUGCGCGAGAAGUGCACGGUGACAUUCCAGCGCCUAUGCCCGGGGUCUCGGAGUUCCGAUGGGCAACUUGGUUGUUUGAGAACCCUCCUUGCGAGGUCUGCAAUCAUCGAAUAUCGCAGUGGCAUCUCGACGUCUACUUAUCGAUAGGGCAUCGGGUGUAUGAGAAGUGCUUUUGGAAGAAAUGCAAGAACCUGCAUAUCAGGUCACGCAAGCGGAAUAAUCAUCUUUCCCGUCGUGAAGCAAGAGAUCUUAUUCCUGCCUUUCCAGUUCCGCCUACCGAAUACGCCUCUGAUUGGGAGGGAUUCACACGCGGUGGGCUAGAAAAGCCGCACCGUAUGUACUACUGGCACGCGGAUAUAAACGAGGUGUUAGAUACCCUACGAGCGUUAGAAGGAGACAUUACACUCAACAAGCCCGGGGCGCAACAAGCUCUCAGCGAGUACAAGGAUCAUCGUAAAGAGCUCGUUCGUUUAUACGUUCAGGGGUACAUGGACUUUGAAUGCUGGAGGGAGCAAGAAGCGCCCCGGGUUCGCGCCAAGAAUUGCGAGAGAUUACAGAAUUACAUUGCUACACUAGGUCAUAGCUGGUCUGAUUUUAUGCUCGUCCAGUAUCAUCAUCCUCGACCUUUCCACAAUCAUCUCUUCAGUCGCGAUACGGAGCUAAGAUAUGAAGAGUGGAUAAAAGAGGAACCUUUGGUAUUUGAAUAGCUUGAGCGCUGGGCGGCAAAUCGUGAUGUCACCAGACGUCAUAACCUCUUGUCCGGUAGACGUUCUGAAGUGAAGAAACA
Messenger RNA from Coniophora puteana RWD-64-598 SS2, 1186 nucleotides. RefSeq lists its product as uncharacterized. NCBI's taxonomy places the organism in Eukaryota, Fungi, Basidiomycota, Agaricomycetes, Boletales, Coniophoraceae. The record is from RefSeq and is a predicted model, not a curated record. Bases 108 to 1106 code for a protein of 332 amino acids. Gene Ontology annotation, molecular function: protein binding. The transcript is spliced from 8 exons.